Hydatigera taeniaeformis is the source of this 2715-nucleotide messenger RNA. The record is from the annotation of a GenBank genome assembly. Lineage: Eukaryota; Metazoa; Platyhelminthes; Cestoda; Cyclophyllidea; Taeniidae.
AUGUGCACAAGGCGUUACACAGACCCUGUAUACCUUCAGUUCAUCUGGGACGCUAUCGAAGUUCCGUUGCCGGAUAGAAACUGUAACUUUGAUUUCAUACUUCAGUUUAUUCGCAAUGAACGCGAUCCGAAAUGCGAUGCUGAGAAACUUAGUGAACAGCUUGGAAAUGCGUUGCGGGACAAAUGCAUAAUUCUCUCAGGAUCGCGAUACAAAAAGGCAGAUUGGUCGUCCAUUUCUCCAUUUUCAGGACACGACUCAUACUGCUUUCAAUGUCACAUGCCUGGACCUGUGGUAGAUUGCCCGACUUGCUUCAGGGUAUAUCAUGAGAGUUGUUUCAAGCGUGCCUUUGAGGCGAACACGUUUAUCACUUUCCCGGACGAGCACUAUCAAGAUCCUGAUGCGUCUGAUGAGGCCUCUCGUUCUUGCCCAACCUGUAUACGUCUUGCCAACACUCGUCUGGACAAAGAAACAACUUCUUAUCUCCGCUCUAUUUAUUCUGUAGCACUUGAGAGGAUGAGGGGGAAGGCGCCCUGGCGUACCCUUUACACAGUCGGUUACGUCGACGAGUUCAACCGUAAUCGAUACUUUUCUUUCAAACAAAUGAAUACUCGAAUUAUCACUGAUAAACUGCGAAAUGGCCCUUCUUUGGAGGGCUAUCCCAAUCGCACCCAUAUUUUAGCGGACUUGGAUCUUCUGAUUCACAAUGCGGCUGUUAUUUACGGGUCGAAAGCCGACAUGACCAACACCGCCCGCCAUAUACGAUCGCUGGUUCAAAAGGAACUGCGAGAAUCAUCGCUCUGUGUUGAUUGUUAUCUACGCUCAAAAGGUGGCAAACCAGAUCAGAGACAGAUUGUAGAGGCCUGUCGAAGACCCCACAAAAUGAUAUGGUUUCAAUACAGUAGCUGGUCUUUUCGACCUUGUAAGGUACUCUACCAAACCAGCGAUGGUUAUGAGGUUAUCUGUUUUGACGGACGCAGAGAGCGGCAAUUUGUACCGUUAAACAACGCAGUUGCAAUGACGUUCUCGGCCUCUCAUUUGGGAAUGCGAAUCACUGCUCCUCUUAAGCGUGCUCUCCUUGAAGCUCGGAUGUAUGUGGAGAACCAGCGCAAGAUCACACCUGAUUUCAAUCCCGGAGAGGGUUUGAUGCUUUGUGACAUUCCUGCUGAGUCUCUAGGGUCUAGUUACUUUGAAAGCAGCAAUCUUGUCAAAAAGACAUCCCUCAAAUCGGGGUCAAAGAGGCCUCGUGUCCAUACCAAAAAGAAGUCAUUAUCCCAAACCAGGCACUUUUCAACCACAAACGUUGGCAUUACUAGCAAGACUGAAACCAUCCUUGAUAAAUCUCGUGUUCCUACUCCUUCACCCUCAGCAUCAUGUGAUACUCUUCGUCCUGGCUCUACCGUUCCACUCACACAUCAUCUUACGAAUAAUGAGUACUCCUCUUCCCUCAGUGACAGCGAUAAUAAUUCAAGCAUAUCCAGCUGUAGUUCGAGCACCAGCACUUCGGAUAGCAAAUUUCCCUUAUCAAAGCGCCCGAAUUAUCGUUCAGUUGCAAUUUCUCCUGCUGCAAAAAAGGCUGUGCCCUCUUCUCGCUCAUCAGACUCUACAACACCUGCUACCACGGCAAAGGUUUCUGCUACGGCUUCACAAGCGCCAUUACCAAAAUCUGCAGUCGUGCCUUCAAGUCGUUCGUUCCUGAGUAGGCCUGUUGUCACGGACAGCGACUCGGACCCUGCCUCAUCUCCCCUGGAAUCCUGUUCCUCCCGCCCAGCUGGAAGAUCUUUGCCUUCUCCGAUUCGCAAACGCCGAAAUAUUAGCAGCAGUAGUAGCAAUGCAAGUAGUGGGACCGUAGUCGAAAGUGAUUCUUCUCUUCUGGGAAAUAACGGUUCUGCGAUGAAUUGGCGAAAGUCUGGCAGCGGCAAUGGGAAGAUAAAAAGGUCACAGAAGUCUUCGAAAUUGGUGAGCUUUUUUUUUCUUUAUCUAACAUUGGUAGCACAAAUUGAGCUAGAUUCGGAGAAAGCUAAUUCUCGUCGUCCGAAGAAUGUGGCUCUUAGUAUUACCACGCAGGAACACGCGGUAUUGGCCAGCGAGGAAAAUAAAAAUAUCAGUGCCAAAAAAGGUUCGUUGAUUUCAAACAACCACUCGGAUAGGGCAAAUUCAAUUGCGACUGAUUUAUCUGUAGGCAGGAAGGUUGGUGUUUGCAGUAGCACCUCUAAGCCCAUUCCGAGGUCGCAUGUCGUAGCAGAGAACAAUUCUACAAAGCGUAAUCCUCUUCCUCCAGUGUCCGCCACAACUUCAUCUGCCUCCUCCGUGUCUCCUGCUGCCCUCUCAUCCAGUUCUGGUAUCGGAUCGAGUGUUAGCGGUGAUACGAAAUCUGUAGAAACGUCUCCCGGCGACCUGCAAUGCAAUGGACAUUCUGGUGCCACUCAAGGAGAUUCUACUGCAAUCAAGUCUGAGGAACGUCUUGAAGCUUUGACCUUGGAGCGUGACAUAGCUAACAGACGACUCCGUGAGUUGGAGCAAUAUAUUAAGGAUAUGGAACAAAGGCAUGAGAAGGAGAUUCUUCAGGCGAAGAGAUCGGCGUGGUGUGUACGGUGCCUAAAACAGGCUCACUACUAUUGUUGUCCUGGAGUGGCCUACUGUUCUGUCAACUGUCAGCUGAAGGAUUGGACCAUGGGUCACAGUAGAGUUUGCACGCAUAGCAGUAGUGGCUCCUAA